This is a messenger RNA of Phyllotreta striolata, 747 nucleotides long. The record is from the annotation of a GenBank genome assembly. NCBI's taxonomy places the organism in Eukaryota, Metazoa, Arthropoda, Insecta, Coleoptera, Chrysomelidae.
GAUAUUCGAAAUUUUCAGAAAUCACCGCCACUACUACGCAUCGCAUUAGCAAUGCAACAUCGAAAAUUUAACUUUCACUAUUUCUGGUUUUCAGUACAAAUCAGUUAUAUUGGCCGAGCAGUUGCGCGAUUUUUUGCGGUCGACCAAAUUAACCGAGCAUUGUUCGCUUUCGUCCAUCGAUUGAAGAUGAACUCGUUAUUAAUUGUAUACACAGCUUUGCCUUUGGUAUUGGGCGAAGUAUUUCUAAUUAAACCAGAAGAAGAAGCGCCUCUUCCUCCACCCAAACCGUACGCUUUCGGGUACGCUGCAGGAAGAUUUCCUGGCAACAUCGACAGGACCCAUUCGGAGGUAUCAGAUGGAGCAGGAACAGUUCAAGGUUCCUUCUCCUACGUGGACCCGAGGCACCAGAUACGCACCGUCGACUACAUAGCGGACAAAAACGGGUUCCAUCCCGUCACCAACUACCACGUGCCCGAUCUGCCGUCCGAUACGCCCGCCGUGGCGGCCGCCAAGGCGAGGCACCUGCUCCGGUACGCGGCCAUAGCGCACCAGCACCAGGAGGCGCCGAAUCGGGCGCCGACGCCGGUCGAUACGGCGGCCGUGCGGUACGCCAAGAGCAAGCACCUGGCGCUGUUCGAGAAAAUAGCCGCCGAACACGCCCGGUUGGCCGCCGAGGCGGAGGCCGCGAAAUCGCCGGACGGAGAGGGAGCUGCGAUCGAGGCUUACAAAGGGAAUUAUGUGUUGUGA